GUAAACAUUGCACGAUUGGCUUCAUUUCUGUCGGAUGGUUUUGGGGUCGGCUGCGGCGGGACUGAGUAAGAAAAUAUUCGUAGAAUUUGCAGGCGAGGAAGAGUUGGGUAACCUCAGAAAGUGGAUCAAAGGCUCCUAAUGAUUAGAUUUAUCCUCACGGGAGUGAUGAACCCCAGGUAGGGGAGGGAACGAGGACCAGAGACGGAGGAAGCCGCUGUUCUAGGCACAGGAAUGGUACUCGUGCCCAGCCGGACCAAGACUGCGCCUUCAGGGAAAGAGUCGGGAUAACUGCUAGAGUAUCCCCUUCGUCGCGGUUAAGUACUCCUCGGACAUCUUGAGCGAUCCCUAGACUGCAAGCGGGAAAAGCCGUUUCCAGUACUCAAGCCAGUAACCAUGUCAGCUGCAGUUGUAGAUGCAGUUAAUGCUGCCCCCCCAUCGGGGUCUAAAGAAAUGAGUUUGGAGGAACCAAAGAAAAUGACCAGAGAGGACUGGAGAAAGAAGAAGGAGCUAGAAGAACAGCGAAAAUUGGGCAAUGCUCCUGCAGAAGUUGAUGAAGAAGGAAAAGACAUCAACCCUCAUAUUCCUCAGUAUAUUUCUUCAGUGCCAUGGUAUAUUGAUCCAUCAAAAAGACCUACUUUAAAGCACCAGAGACCACAACCAGAGAAACAAAAGCAGUACAGCUCAUCAGGAGAAUGGUACAAGAGGGGUGUAAAAGAGAAUUCCAUAAUUACAAAGUACCGCAAAGGAGCAUGUGAAAAUUGUGGGGCCAUGACACACAAAAAGAAAGACUGCUUUGAGAGACCUAGGCGAGUUGGAGCCAAAUUUACAGGUACUAAUAUAGCUCCAGAUGAACAUGUCCAACCUCAACUGAUGUUUGACUAUGAUGGGAAGAGGGAUCGGUGGAAUGGCUACAAUCCAGAAGAACACAUGAAAAUUGUGGAAGAAUAUGCCAAAGUGGAUCUGGUGAGCAAAAUGCCUGCUUUCCUGCUGCUGUCCUUAAAAAAUUGCAGCAAAAAAUACUGGAAGCAUGAGAAUAGAUUAGUAUGCAAAGCUUUUGGCUUUUUGAGGUCAGAAACUUAUGGCCCCAAGGCUAGUUCUCCAAAACACCAGUGGGGAGAAGAGGAACCAAAUUCUCAGACGGAAAAAGAUCAUAAUAGUGAAGAUGAGGAUGAAGAUAAAUAUGCAGAUGAUAUUGACAUGCCUGGACAGAAUUUUGACUCUAAGAGACGAAUUACUGUACGGAAUCUUAGGAUUCGAGAAGAUAUUGCAAAAUAUUUAAGGAAUUUAGAUCCAAAUUCUGCCUAUUAUGAUCCAAAAACUAGAGCGAUGAGAGAGAAUCCUUAUGCCAAUGCUGGAAAAAAUCCAGAUGAAGUGAGUUAUGCGGGAGAUAACUUCGUUAGAUACACAGGAGACACGAUUUCAAUGGCUCAGACACAGUUGUUUGCUUGGGAAGCUUAUGACAAGGGAUCUGAAGUACAUCUGCAGGCAGAUCCUACAAAGCUAGAGCUGUUAUAUAAGUCGUUCAAAGUCAAAAAAGAAGACUUCAAAGAACAGCAGAAGGAAAGCAUCCUGGAAAAGUAUGGUGGCCAAGAACAUUUGGAUGCCCCUCCACCUGAGUUGCUUUUAGCCCAGACUGAAGACUAUGUGGAGUACUCAAGACAUGGGACAGUCAUCAAAGGACAGGAGCGGGCUGUUGCCUGCUCUAAGUAUGAGGAGGAUGUGAAGAUCCACAAUCACACACAUAUCUGGGGAUCUUACUGGAAAGAAGGCCGAUGGGGAUACAAAUGCUGUCACUCUUUUUUUAAGUAUUCCUAUUGCACUGGAGAAGCUGGGAAGGAGAUUAUUAAUUCAGAGGAAAGUAUUAUAAAUGACAUAACUGGGGAAGAAUCUGUAAAAAAGCCUCAAACCCUCAUGGAGCUACAUCAGGAAAAACUAAAAGAGGAGAAGAAGAAGAAGAAGAAGAAAAAGAGGAAGCAUCGAAAGAGCAAUUCAGAUAGUGAUGAUGAAGAAAAGAAACAUGAAAAAUUGAAAAAGGCACUGAAUGCAGAGGAGGCCCGUCUUCUUCACGUCAAGGAGAUCAUGCAGAUUGAUGAGAGGAAGCGGCCUUACAAUAGCAUAUAUGAAACUCGGGAACCCACAGAAGAGGAAAUGGAGGCCUAUAGAAUGAAACGUCAGAGACCGGAUGACCCCAUGGCCUCUUUCCUUGGACAGUAGUUACUAGUCAUAGAAGAUCACCCAAGAUAAAUGCAACAAAUAAGUUCUUUUUGGCUUCUUGCUGAUGAUUGCAGAUAGAAAAGUCCUUGUCUACUUUUCUUGCUUCCUAACUUUAAUAAAUCUUUCAGAAGUCUUGUUGUAAAUUCAUUCCUCUCCACACUGCAGAAACA
Propithecus coquereli (Coquerel's sifaka) is the source of this 2384-nucleotide messenger RNA. RefSeq names its product SLU7 splicing factor homolog (S. cerevisiae) (gene SLU7). The coding region runs from base 394 to 2214 and encodes 606 amino acids. Gene Ontology annotation, molecular function: pre-mRNA 3'-splice site binding. Gene Ontology annotation, biological process: mRNA splicing, via spliceosome. The transcript is spliced from 16 exons. Gene Ontology annotation, cellular component: spliceosomal complex. The record is from RefSeq and is a predicted model, not a curated record. Lineage: Eukaryota; Metazoa; Chordata; Mammalia; Primates; Indriidae.